CAAAUGCUGCCACUUCUCGAAGAGUUGAACCACAAGUUUGGGAUCAAUGUGUGCGGCGAAGGCGGCGAAUACGAGACAAUCACUUUGGACUGUCCCCUCUUCCGCAAGAAAAUUGUUUUAGACGACUUCGAGGUUAUCACUCAUUCGGAUGACGCGAUCGCAAAGGUUUCAUACCUGAAGCCAAUUAAACUGCAUUUGGAGGACAAGAAGUGACGUUUUGCACUUUAUAUGAGUUUUAUAUAAAUUGUUUAAAAGUUGACAUUUUGUUAGGAAUUGAC
Messenger RNA from Oppiella nova, 278 nucleotides. The record is from the annotation of a GenBank genome assembly. Lineage: Eukaryota; Metazoa; Arthropoda; Arachnida; Sarcoptiformes; Oppiidae.